AGGGCGCAGCGGGUUCAUUAUGUUUAUCAUUAGCACUGAAGCUGGACGGAGCGGUGAUGGUUUAGCGCAGCGGUCAGCCGCGGCCGAGCGUGGGAUGUUACGCUGGAUGGUGCACCUGGAGGGCGGCCCGCGGAGGGUCAACCACGCGGCGGUGGCGGUCGGACACAAGGUGUACUCGUUCGGAGGAUACUGCUCCGGAGAAGACUACGAGACCCUGAGACAGAUCGACGUGCACGUCUUCAACACCGAGUCUCUGCGCUGGACGAAGCUGCCGCCGGUGCGCACCGGAGGACGGGAGCACGCUCGGGAGGUGCCCUACAUGCGCUACGGACACACGGCGGUGCUGGUGGAGGAGGCGGUGCUGAUCUGGGGCGGCCGGAACGACACCGAGGGCGCGUGUAACGUGCUGUACGCCUUUGAUGUCACUCAGCACCGCUGGUUCACUCCCAAGAUCUCCGGGACGGUCCCAGGGGCCAGAGACGGACACUCAGCCUGUGUUCUGGGAAAGGCCAUGUACAUCUUCGGCGGAUACGAGCAGCUGGCCGACUGCUUCUCCAAUGAGAUUCACAAGCUGGACACCAGCAGCAUGUGCUGGUCAAUAGUGAGCGUUCGGGGCACUCCGGCUCGAUGGAGGGACUUCCACUCUGCUACUAUCAUCGGCACCAAGAUGUUUGUGUUUGGAGGAAGAGCGGAUCGAUUCGGCCCCUUCCACUCCAACAACGAGAUCUACUGCAAGAAAAUCAAGAUCUUCGACACGGAGACAAACUGCUGGCUAAACACAGCGUCUGCACAGCUGCUGCCCGAGGGACGCAGGAGCCAUUCUGCCUUUGCUUACAAUGGAGAAUUGUACAUAUUCGGUGGUUAUAAUGCUCGUCUGGAUCGACACUUCAACGACCUCUGGAAGUUCAAUCCAGAGGCGUUCUCCUGGAAGAAGCUGGAGCCGAAGGGCAAAGGCCCGUGUCCCAGACGGAGACAGUGCUGCUGCAUGCUGGGAGAUCGCAUCGUCCUCUUCGGAGGAACCAGUCCGUGUCCGGAGCAGGGGAUGGGCGACGAGUUCAACCUCAUGGACCAUUCGGACCUGUACCUCCUGGACUACAGUCCUAAUCUGAAGACUUUAUGCAAGCUAGCAGUUAUUCAGUACAGUCUGGAGCAGUCUGGACUCCCUCAUGACAUCAGGUGGGAGCUGACAGCCAUGACCACCAACAGUAACAUCAGCCGGCCCAUAUUCUCCUCCCACGGCUGACUGCGCGUCAGAACCAGCGCCAGAACUCUUUCAGGACGUCCCUCUCCACAGAUGAUCCGGAUUGAAGCUUCUCGAUUGGAGUGGUCUUUCCCUGCCGGGCUGUGGCGCGGACGAGCGGCGCUUUGCUAGUCUGAUUUUGCCACUGUUGAACUUGAUUCCUGCUGAGGAGAAACAGACCUUCACACUCUUAAAUCAGUCCAAUUAUUCAUCAGUGUUACAGUGUUUUAAUGAGGUUUUGGAGUGAAAUGAAGAUCAUUCAGCCUGUAAUCUGUCAGUUCUCUGCUUGUGUUCAGAUCGCUCCGUCGGGUUUAUAUGCAGGACUCUGUUAGGGUUCCACACGUGCUCUUACAUAUCGAACGCAGAGAGGAUGUUCAGAGAAGAGGAGACGUGUCUUGAGUUCCUCUUCUUUUAACUCGACUGGUUUUCUGGUUACCCACAGUGCUUCUGACUAUAAAUCCUGACUCAACAAUCAAUAGAAACGAAGAUAUUCCCUCUGCAUGCGUUGUCCUGUUAAAUCACACUCCGCAGAUCUGCUGGCUGACAGUAAAUACUUUCUGUCUUUAGACUGUCUUAGGUCUCAAAGAGUGGAAAGAGUGGUAAUGAUGUUAUAAGCUUUUCAUAAGGUCACACCGAAAGAUGUUUGACAUCGAUGCGAAUCAACACCGAUCAAAUAACCUGCCUCUGGUGUUUUCCAGCAAACGCGGCCGAAUCAUGUUGAGUUUCUCCAGGUUCACAUCUUUCACACACAGACUGGAUUUCCAGAGAUGUAUUAAAAAUGAUCCAUUACUGCAGUUUUUUAGCAUCGCUUUAUAUUUCAUCUGAAUCUUUACUGAUCUGCAGAAUAUUGAUAGAUACUGAGGUGAAGCUCAUGUAGACGUCAGUAUUCGUGCGUCUGCCGGGUGACCAUGGCCUUUAUUUGAGUCUCGUCCAGUGCCUGACUUAUUGUUCAGAGCGUCAGAAGGUCUGCAAUCAAAGUGCUCAAAGUCUUUUGGGUUUUAAAGGCUUCUGGUCCAGAUGGAUUUGAAGCGUUUUAUUUGAGAUUUUAUUGAUUGUGUGUGAAUAUCUGACAUUGAACUGUCAUAAUGAAUAUUGUGCAAACAGACCGCAUCAGAAAAUUCAACGUUUUCCCUCAUUAUAAACCAUGAUUUGAAUAAACUGACUCGAAACAGUCUCGAAAUGAAACCAGAUGAAGCUCAAGUCUUUGUUUGGAUCAAAUGUGUUUUCAUGCGGAUCUGUAGCUCAUGCAGACGGACGGUCAGGAGAAGAAAGAGGUGAUGGUUUAGUGAUGUCUCUGUGAUGCUGUCAUGGUCUGACAGACACGUGCUAAUAUAGUCAUGUUGUCUAUGUAGUGAAUGAGAGGAAGAGACUAUCGUGUAUGUUCUGAUUGCACAAGUACUUCUCUAGAUUAGUGUAAAUGCCUGGGUUCUGAGGCGCUUUGAAUCGUGUUGGGCUGCUGGUGUGUGAAGGAACCGACACUGAGCUGCAGACGUGAUUCCUGCAUGCUGGAUCAAUCUUUUCCACGACUUACUCGACUUGUAAACGGGUUUUUAGUGGGAUCUUGAACUUCCUGAACAAUAAAACUGACGAUAAUUUUGCUUAUUGUCUGCUUAAAUGUACCGUGUGAAGUGUUGUGUGUGUGUGAUAUAAAAAGCACAUUGAGAACUGCUUCCUGAACACAAAUUUGAGAAGACGUGAUUAAAUAAAAUAUUUAUUUCUCCAAAAUGAAAAAUAUUUCUUUAAUCCACAGUUUUAGACAUCCCGAGUUUGGCGCUUUUGCAGUAUUAUUCUGAUUA
Messenger RNA from Sinocyclocheilus grahami, 3036 nucleotides. Its product is annotated as kelch domain-containing protein 3-like. Gene Ontology annotation, cellular component: cytoplasm. Gene Ontology annotation, molecular function: chromatin binding; protein binding. Bases 20 to 1243 code for a protein of 407 amino acids. The transcript has 11 exons. NCBI's taxonomy places the organism in Eukaryota, Metazoa, Chordata, Actinopteri, Cypriniformes, Cyprinidae. The record is from RefSeq and is a predicted model, not a curated record.